Molecule: messenger RNA, 639 nt
Organism: Plasmopara halstedii
Lineage: Eukaryota; Oomycota; Peronosporomycetes; Peronosporales; Peronosporaceae
Exons: 3
Coding region: 1-639 (212 amino acids)
Source: RefSeq, a predicted model, not a curated record
AUGUCUUCGCAAGCUGUGUUUGUCAACUGGAAAGAAGCUGUGAUUGAGCUUCCGAUCAAGCUACAGAUUUUCAAUGGUGGCAACUCUGCUGUUCCGUUUGUUACGGGCACACAAGUCGCUUGUACAAUUGAUCAGCUUGUUCCUAAGGCAAGUACCUGGUAUAUCAUUGAUUCCGUUCAAGUUGUUGUAGAUAACUUCAUGGCGCUAGCCGAAUGGGACUACAAUUACGACAACAAAUGGGGAAUAACGAGCUACUUUGUGCGGGGUGAAUGUUCCUGGUGUGUACGAGUGAUCGCUAUUACCGCGCUUGACCAAAAAGGAGAAAAUCUUGCCUUCAAUAUCAUGGGAGAUAAUGCCAGCAUCCAAGCUGUGUCAAAGCCACAAGUUUAUGUUUGCCCAACAGGAGCAGCCGGAACGACAAUUGCUAGCUCAUUAUUUAGCCUGUAUCAAGCUCUUCGACUUAUCUACGUCAAAAAGUUGACCAAUUUAAAAGAACACAAGGGUACAUCAACUUCUGCUACGUCAAAUUCCACGAAGGCAGCAGGUACGGUCACAGCAACAAAUAUCGUUCACAUCAUCAACACAUUCAUUUCUGCAACACAUGCCCAAAUCUCUGGAAUGGCUCAUCCGCAAAUGUGA